UGGCCGGAGCAGAGCUCUCGCCGUUGUCAUUGUUGUUCGGACUAGUGUGGGCGAAGGCAGAGGGGCACCUACCCAAGGGGCGCGUAAGCAGCUUCUACUAGAAAACCCUUGCUGUCGGUGUCGCCGCUCUCCGCUCUCCUUACGCCCUCUCUCCUCCGAAAAGCUCGGCUGCAAGGAUGCCGAGGAAGGCGAAGCCCACGAAGCACUCCUCAGCGGAGCUCAACAAGCGGGCAGCCGCCUCAUUGCAAAACAAGGGGGGAGGGUUGGCCGGGCUCGCGGACAGAAAAGGGGGCGCCGCGGGCCACUCUCGGUUCUUGUGCACAAUCUGUGGUGUCCAGGCUCCUUCGCUCACCAGUAUGAAGGCCCACCACGAAUCGAAGCAUGUGAAGCUGCCCUGGGACCCAUCGCUUUACGAAGACGUACAGGCCAAGCACGGUGGGACAACGCAGGGUGUGGCCGUCAGGGGCACCACCAAUGCCAAGAAGCUGAAGGGCAAGAACCCCAAGGCAGACCUCGAUGACUUGCUCGCAGCCGGACUACGCGGAGGCAAGAAGUAACCCCGUUCGCAGCCACGGGGCCGCCCGCCCACCCCCCCGCCCUGGUUACUGCCUUGUAGACCAGGCGUAAUGCCAUGGUGUUUCUUGUUGCUGCGGGGGCGAGAUUGGGACGGGAAAGAAACGAACCAAGCCUGUCGUGGCUUUUGUCCCAGCGUGCUGCGCUAGCGUGUGAAUAAAGGGAGAGGGCUCUAUCUGGCUGUUGGCGUUGUUGAGUUACUGCCACAGCGCGGUAAAAAAAUGCGCUGGCGACUAGAGGGAUGCGUCCGACCCACGCCCUGGGGUUGGACCUGGGGGGGGGGGAGACAAACAGCAGUCGCAGGAGGCACGCUUGUGGGAUUAGAUUUGACUUGUGUAUGUGUAUUUCUGUAGCGUGGGCAACAAGCCACCGGGCAAGCAGCGGGGUGUGUUCUGCUUGGCGAGGGUAGUGUCGCCGCCUGGCUGCCUUCGUCCACACACCCCGGAAUGCUCCUUCGCGUGUUCGCGCUACUUAGAUUGGCGAGGGGUUGGCUACUUCUGCGGCUGAUGUCUGCCCGUGCCAUCAUCAUUUUGUAUCACCAAGUGCGCGUGAGAGAGAUCCCACACGCUGGUCUUGCCCACUCGCUGGUGUAGGUGCACGUAUCUAGUCCGAGUGUGUUCGACUUUGUCCAUGUAACUGACCAGGGAUAAUGGAUGGGACCGGGGGGUGGGUGGGGGGGAUGUACUCUGAUGAUUUGCUUCCUCAGCGGUUAGAUCAUUCACAACGAGUCCUCGAGAGGACGGAGCGUUGUUCCCACAAGACCAAUCACCGUAUGGUCAAUCGUUCCUUCCUACUUUGCCAAAGGUGUCUUGGGGGGCGGGGCUCUCGUUCAUCCCGUCCCAUGAGGUAGCGUGAGCUAUUGAGCUAGACAGGGAAGCAGAGCGUUUUCGCGUGAUGAUGAUCACCAAACCGUGAUAGCCAGCUUCCAGAGCCGGUUGGAGAAAAGCGGGAUCUCCCGUUCGCAGUAUUGCUGUAGUACCCGAUUCGCUGUUUCUGUAGGUCGUUCAUGUGUCGAACGGGGUGAGAUGGUGAUUCAGCUACGGAGCCUGCACCGUUGGCACUAAUGUUUUCGCUUUGUUUGCGGCAGCCCGAUUCUUUCUCUCAGGUUGGCCCUGUGUGUCGCGCAAUAUCCACUACUGCUGUCAGUAUGUUGGGGCGAAUCGACAUGUCCGGGCAGCAGGUGCCCAAGCUCGCCGAUGGUAUUCAUUAUUUCAUAGGUUGUCCGCGACAACAAUGUCGUUCGUCCCACCGGCUUGCCUUUUGUUCUUCUGGUAAAGCAGUAGGAGCUUAGGCUGUUUCUCAGCUGUGGUUGAUGAAGCGGGCCUGACACGAAGCCUGAUUACACGGGAGAGCACAAGAUUGAUGGUUGCACACCGGUGUGCACGUGACUCCAGCUAGCUGCUGUAGGACUGUUGCUGCGUACGUAAGACUAUACUUGUCUGUGUACAAAUAUUGCUAUGCAACAAGACCCAAUCGCU
Molecule: messenger RNA, 2051 nt
Organism: Ectocarpus sp. CCAP 1310/34
Lineage: Eukaryota; Phaeophyceae; Ectocarpales; Ectocarpaceae
Source: the annotation of a GenBank genome assembly